Molecule: messenger RNA, 513 nt
Organism: Pseudogymnoascus destructans
Lineage: Eukaryota; Fungi; Ascomycota; Leotiomycetes; Thelebolales; Thelebolaceae
Exons: 3
Coding region: 1-513 (170 amino acids)
Source: RefSeq, a predicted model, not a curated record
AUGCAACUCCUCAACUACAUCCCACUUCUGCUGGUCCCGGCCGUGGCCGCUAAGAGCACCGUGUACCUGAUCCGUCACGGUGAGAAGCCUUCCAGCGGCAAGGGCCUCAAUGCCCAAGGUCUCCAGCGUGCCCAGUGCCUGCGUAACGUGUUCGGAAGCUCAUCUUCCUACAACAUCGGCUACAUCAUGGCCAUGACCCCAGACUCUGAUGGAUCCCGCGCCCGCCCGCUCGCAACUGUCCAGCCCCUUGCUUCCGACCUUGGUAUCACCGUCGACACCUCUUGCGACCGUGACGACCAGAAGUGCGUCGCCAAGGUUGUGAACAACUACGCUGGUGGCGGAAACAUCCUUAUCUGCUGGGAGCACAAUGCCCUGACCGAUAUUGUGAAGGCCCUGGGUGACGGCAAUGCCCCCACCUACCCAAGUGCUUCGUUCAACCUGAUCUGGACUGAUCCUUCACCAUACUCCGCCAUCGCUGCUACUACUUCUGAGAACUGCCCUGGACUUGAUUAG